AGCCCAGGGUCAUGGAGAGGAAGCCACGCUGGUCCACGCAAGGCCUUCCUGUUUUUUGGCCCCAAAUCCUCAGAGGCAGGGACUCCAGGGCCAAAGUUCCCACACCACCUUCACCUCCAGGGGUUCAGAAACCUGGGGCUCUGAGGCCAGGACACCGUGUGCCAAUGUCCCUGCUGCUCAGAUGGGGAAACUGAGGCACAGGGCUUGCCCGAGGCUUCCCGGAAGGACGAGGCUGCAGGUUUCUUACUCAGGACGUCCGGACUGCACCCCUGCGGGUAGGCGUGUGGCGGGCUGGGUUCCAGAGGGUGUCGCUUCUCGUCACCCCGACCUCGCCAUGCGGACCCCGCGAGCGCCCCCUCCUCGCCCGGCCCCACUGCUCCUACUGCUGCUACUGGGGGAAGCUAAUGGCCUCUUCCCCGAGGAGCUGCCGCCGCUCAGCGUGGCCCCCAGGGACUACCUGAACCACUACCCCGUGUUCGUGGGCGGCGGGCCAGGACGCCUGACCCCAGCAGAGGGUACUGACGACCUCAACAUCCAGCGGGUCCUGCGGGUCAACAGGACGCUGUUCAUCGGGGACAGGGACAACCUGUACCGGGUGGAGCUGGAGCCCCCCACGACCACGGAGCUGCGGUACCAGCGGAAACUGACCUGGCGCUCCAACCCCAGUGACAUCAACGUGUGUCGGAUGAAGGGCAAGCAGGAGGGCGAGUGUCGGAAUUUUGUAAAGGUGCUGCUACUUCGCGACGAAUCCACGCUCUUCGUGUGCGGUUCCAAUGCCUUCAACCCCGUGUGUGCCAACUACAGCAUGGACACACUGCAGCCCCUGGGGGACAAUAUCAGCGGCAUGGCCCGUUGCCCAUACGAUCCCAAACAUGCCAACGUUGCCCUGUUCUCUGAAGGGAUGCUCUUCACGGCCACCGUUACUGACUUCCUAGCCAUCGAUGCCGUCAUCUACCGCAGCCUGGGGGACCGGCCCACUCUGCGUACCGUGAAACACGACUCCAAGUGGUUCAAAGAGCCCUACUUUGUCCAUGCGGUGGAGUGGGGCAGCCACAUCUAUUUCUUCUUCCGGGAGAUCGCGAUGGAGUUUAACUAUCUGGAGAAGGUGGUGGUGUCCCGAGUGGCCCGGGUGUGCAAGAAUGACGUGGGGGGCUCCCCCCGGGUGCUGGAGAAGCAGUGGACGUCCUUCCUGAAGGCGCGGCUCAACUGCUCCGUGCCUGGCGACUCCCAUUUCUACUUCAACGUGCUGCAGGCUGUCACGGGCGUGGUCAGCCUGGGGGGCCGGCCGGUGGUCCUUGCUGUCUUCUCCACCCCCAGCAACAGCAUCCCCGGCUCGGCUGUCUGCGCCUUUGACAUGACGCAGGUAGCUGCCGUGUUUGAAGGCCGCUUCCGUGAGCAGAAGUCCCCCGAGUCCAUCUGGACCCCCGUGCCGGAGGACCAGGUGCCACGGCCCCGACCUGGGUGCUGCGCGGCUCCCGGCAUGCAGUACAAUGCCUCUAGCGCCUUCCCCGAUGAGAUCCUCAACUUUGUCAAGACCCACCCCCUGAUGGACGAAGCGGUGCCCUCUCUGGGCCACGCGCCCUGGAUCGUGCGGACUCUAAUGCGGCACCAGCUGACACGAGUGGCUGUGGACGUGGGCGCCGGCCCCUGGGGCAACCACACCGUCGUCUUCCUGGGUUCCGAGGUGGGCACCGUCCUCAAGUUCCUCAUCUGGCCCAACGCCAGCGCCUCGGGCACCGCUGGGCCCAGUGUCUUCCUAGAGGAGUUCGAGACCUACCGGCCGGACAGGUGUGGACGGUUCAGCAGCGGUGAGGCGGGGCGGCGGCUGUUGAGUCUGGAGCUGGACACGGCCUCGGGUGGCCUGCUGGCAGCCUUCCCCCGCUGCGUGGUCCGCGUGCCCGUGGCCCGCUGCCAGCAGUACUCAGGGUGCAUGAAGAACUGUAUUGGCAGUCAGGACCCCUACUGUGGGUGGGCCCCUGAUGGUUCCUGUGUCUUCCUCAGCCCCGGCACCAGAGGCACCUUUGAGCAGGACGUGUCUGGGGCCAGCACCUCAGGCUUAGGGGACUGUACAGGACUCCUGCGGGCCAGCCUGGCGGAGGAGCGCGCCGGGCUGGUGUCGGUGAACCUGCUGGUGACGUCGUCCGUGGCAGCCUUCGUGGUGGGCGCCGUCGUGUCCGGCUUCAGCGUGGGCUGGUACGUGGGCCUCCGCGAGCGGCGCGAGCUGGCGCGCCGCAAGGACAAGGAGGCCAUCCUGGCGCACGGCGGCGGCGAGGCCGUGCUGAGCGUGAGCCGGCUGGGCGAGCGCAGGGCGGCCGGGGGCCGGGGCGGCGGCGGCGGCGGCGGGGGCGGCGGGGGCGGCGGCGCCGGCGGGCCCCCCGAGGCCCUGCUGGCGCCCCUGAUGCAGAACGGCUGGGCCAAGGCCACGCUGCUGCAGGGCGGCCCCCACGACCUGGACUCGGGGCUGCUGCCCACGCCCGAGCAGACGCCGCUGCCGCAGAAGCGCCUGCCCGCCCCGCACCCCCACGCCCUGGGCGCGCGCGCCUGGGAGCACGGCCACCCGCUGCUCUCGGCGUCCGCGUCCUCCUCCCUGCUGCUGCUGGCGCCGGCCCGCGCCCCCGAGCCGCCGCCCGCGCCCCCCGCGCCCCCAGUGCCCGGAGAGCCGGGCCCCGACGCGCGCCUCUACGCGCGGCCCGGCCGCGCGGCGCACGGCGACUUCCCGCUGACCCCGCACGCCAGCCCGGACCGCCGGCGCGUCGUGUCGGCGCCCACCGGGCCCUCGGACCCGGCCCCCUCCGCCGCCGCCGCCGCCGACGGCCUCCCGCGGCCCUGGAGCCCGCCGCCCACUGGCAGCCUGCGGAGGCCCGGCCCCCACGGCCCGCCGGCCGCCGCCCUGCGCCGCACGCACACGUUCAACAGCGGCGAGGGCCGGCCGGGCGACCGCCACCGCGGCCGCCACGCGCGGCCCGGCACGGACUUGGCCCACCUCCUCUCCUACGGGGGCACGGACAGGACUGCGCCCCCCGUGCCCUAGGCCGGGGCCCCGACGCCUCGGCGGUGCCAGCCACGGGAACCAGGAGCGAGAGGGCCGGCCCAAGCUCUCCAGUGGGUGCUCACGACCCCCGCCCCGCCCCGCCCCGCGUGGGGGCCCCCUCGGCCGCACGGAAGCACAACG
Molecule: messenger RNA, 3172 nt
Organism: Acinonyx jubatus (cheetah)
Lineage: Eukaryota; Metazoa; Chordata; Mammalia; Carnivora; Felidae
Gene: SEMA6B
Product: semaphorin 6B
Exons: 17
Coding region: 182-3031 (949 amino acids)
Biological process (GO): axon guidance; semaphorin-plexin signaling pathway; negative chemotaxis
Molecular function (GO): chemorepellent activity; semaphorin receptor binding
Source: RefSeq, a predicted model, not a curated record